CAAUAUUUGAGGCUCCAAGAGAAAGAAUCCGAGCAGAAGAGAGACGUUAUUGAUUCCGAGCAGAAAGCUCCGAAGCAAGCAACGCAAUGUCUCUGGCGGUGCUAUAUUAUAUGUGGCCUCCAACAGCAGCAGAAAAGGUUUCGCAGAAUCAAACAGGCUUUGCACUUGGAACUAUUGCUCGUCUAACCCUGACAAGUCACGUCAGUGCUGGCGCAGGUCCAUGUGUUCGCCUUCAGUAGUGUCAUCCAUCAGAGAGUUGUCUGUCACAAGAAACUUAAUAGUUCAUUCAUGUCCUUUGAGCUCUGGAUCGGACAGCCACAUGUUGGCCACCAAAGAACUCGUCCAUUUCAUCAGCUCAAGAGGGAGAUAGAUUAAGGAGGAUCUCUACUUUAACAACGCUCAAACAUCAGUCCGCCAUGAAAUCAUGAAAUCUGAGAUGGUUUAUUGGACCUUCCCCGUGCUCAUGUCCCCACGACAGCGUUGCAUGGUCGUCCAAGGCAGUAGCUACAGAGCAUGAUUAGUACUGAAUCUCCAGGGCAGUAACAAAUCUCGGUCUAUCCUUCAGUCCUUGUAAGUCACAUGAGUUAAGCUUCAUUAUCAUGCUCAGGCUGAGCUGAAAUGCAGGCUUCGCAGGAUCGCCAUCAUGGAGAAGGACAGCCAUCGCCUGAAGCUGCGCAUGAUUUACUAGGUGACUAUCAACAUGCUCCACUUGUUGAAGCUCCUAUAGAAGAUUCUGCUUCAGUUUCCAAUGCAAGCAGUAACACUAGCAAGGUUCGUCGUGAUGACAUUGAACUGGUGCAAAACUUGAUUGAACGAUGUCUACAACUGUAUAUGAACAGAGGGGAGGUAGUUCGCAUAUUGUCUAAUCGAGCUAGGAUAGAACCUAGUUUCACAACUCUAGUAUGGAAGAAAUUGGAAGAAGAAAACUCGGAAUUUUUCAGAGCCUAUUAUAUAAGACUAAAAUUGAAGAAGCAAAUCAUUCUGUUCAAUCAUUUGCUCAAGCACCAGUACCAUCUGAUGAAGUAUCCUGUCCAGUCUAAGAUUCCAUUGGCUCCUAUUCAAAAUGCGAUUCACCCUAUGCCAGUCAAUUUGCCCAUGGGAUAUCCUAUUCUUCCUCAGCACCCAAUGCCAAUGCCAGUUACAGGUCAGCCCCAUGACGCAAUGGCUUGUGGAAUCUCCAGCUGCCAUACAGUCAAUGUUAUUCCUGCACCUGGAACUUUUCAUCCCAGUCACAUCAAUUCUGGGACCAGCAGUGGCACAGCUGAAGUGGCUCAUGCGACCCCUCCAAGUUAUGCCAUUUCUUCCAUGUCUGAGAUGGCUAUGAGCCCUGCACCAGCAACAUCAAGCGCUCAUUUUCCUUUCACUCCUGAGAAAUCUGGAACAGGCAUAAAUGCCUCAGCACUCGAUUCAACCUUUCUAUCUGAUGUGCCAAAUGCAGGACUGCAACUAAGUUCAGAUGGUGUGGAGCAGUCAAGAGAUAUAAUGCGAUCGUUAGGACAGUUUUGGAAUUUCAGUCUGUCUGAAUUGACCAUGGACUUGACAAAUAUAGCAGAUCUUGGAGAUCUAGGAGACUAUGAUGGUUCUCCGUUCUUGCCAUCGGAUUCAGACAUCUUGCUGGGCUCCCCAGAACAGGAAGAUAUAGUCGAAGAAUACUUAGCUGAUGUUGCGAAUGGACUCUGCUCACACCAAUCAGAUGAAGAGAAAUCUUAGGACAAGUUUGAACUUUCUUUUCGCACCUUCUCUGUAAUUUUUGUCCAAGCUCGAUCAUUAACAAUAUUGAUCGAUUAACGGUUAACUUCACGUAAUUAAGCAGCAGAUUCUAAGUAGUUAAAAUUAGUUAAUACAGUAAUUACUAGUA
Messenger RNA from Zingiber officinale, 1858 nucleotides. RefSeq lists its product as uncharacterized. The transcript has 12 exons. The record is from RefSeq and is a predicted model, not a curated record. Bases 619 to 1710 code for a protein of 363 amino acids. NCBI's taxonomy places the organism in Eukaryota, Viridiplantae, Streptophyta, Magnoliopsida, Zingiberales, Zingiberaceae.